Messenger RNA from Zea mays, 1889 nucleotides. Its product is annotated as RING-H2 finger protein ATL7. The coding region runs from base 955 to 1677 and encodes 240 amino acids. The record is from RefSeq and is marked provisional. The transcript is spliced from 3 exons. Gene Ontology annotation, molecular function: zinc ion binding; transferase activity. Lineage: Eukaryota; Viridiplantae; Streptophyta; Magnoliopsida; Poales; Poaceae. Gene Ontology annotation, biological process: protein ubiquitination.
GGCUUGUUCGCCAAAUUGGCAGCUCGCCACGUUCUUCUUCUCUCAACCUUCCCCUCUUUCUCUACUUCUCGUCCCAACUCCCAAGUUGCAACCCAGCCACCUCGUCUCCUCCCCUCCAACUCCAAGCCUACUCCCACCCGAUCCCCCCUGCCCCGCCCCGGGCGCCGCCGGUUCUCGCAUUCGCGGCAGUCCAUCUCGUUGCCCCUUCCCGGCGGCCUCUGAUCCGUGCUGCUCGUCGCCCACGCGAAACCUGCCGCCUCCCUUGUUGCCGCGACCGCGAGCCCUCUCCCCUCCCCUCGCGGCCCUGAUCUCAGUUCCACUGUGCCCCGACCGUGAUCCGUCCGCACCCGCUUCAUGCCCAGCAGCGUUCAACCCGUCCCCUAAAUGCCGCUGCCUCCAAAUAGUUCUCCGUGUGCUGGUUCUUGCGGAUUGCGCUGUCAGGUCUACAUAAUAUUGGGGGCGGUGCAGAGUGUCCUCCGUUUUUUCCUCUCUCGCACCUAAAGUUUUCGGGAGCAGUUAGUUAGAGUAUAUUCGAUUCCCCCUGAUAUAGUUUGUUUAUUUCACACUACGAAGUCUAUGCACUCGAGAGAAAAAUCACUGGUAGCGACGGCAUCAAUUCUUGUGACGUUUAGUAGCUAGAACACCCUCACUAGCGCUCAUUCAUGUUUACUCGACCUUGUCCUUUUCCCUUCCAUCUUCCGUGUGCUGGUAUCAAUUUGUUGUAAUUUGGGGAGACCAGGAGUUUUCUCGCCUUCUUGCCCUUGUUCUGCCCGUAGUAAGUGCUUGCCGUUUGGUUGAUUGGAACUCCCAAGUGUUCGUCGGUCACAUUUAUAUAGCUUUACCUCACUAGGAUAAUCAUAAGCAAGGUUUCCCCAAAAUUCUUAGACCAGUUGGGAUCAGGACCCGAAGGUAGAUUGUGUUGGCUAUUUGCCGGUAGGGCAUUGUGACUCCGUGAUGUCUUGCACCUCUCCAGAUCCACCAGACUACUGCUCAGCCGAAUCGCCUGAGCUCAAGCUAUACCAGGCCUUCAUCUUCUCGGUGCCUGUCUUCUUCACGUUCGUCUUGCUUCUCUUCUUCUACCUCUUCUACUUGAGGCGGCGCAGGGCCAAUUGGCAGUCCUUGCGGAUGAGGACAAAUAAUUUGAUACGAGGAGAUAAUGCCAGACUGGAGUGUGGCUUAAAGAAGGAGAUGCGGGAAAUGUUGCCAGUUGUUAUCUUCAAAGAGAGUUUCUUGAUCAGGGAGACACAGUGCUCGGUCUGCCUAGCAGAAUACGAACCGGACGAGAGGCUUCAGAAGAUACCUCCCUGUGGGCAUACCUUCCACAUCAACUGUAUCGACCACUGGCUCUCCACAAACACCACCUGCCCCCUCUGCCGAGUAUCGCUCCUUCCCGCCCCCAAGGCAACCAGCACCGGACUGGAUCUGGAAGCACAGACUGCGGUAGAAGAGGAGUCUCCGAACGCACAUCAUCGCCAGGAGGAGGGACUCGUUGAUGCCAACACACCACAGGAAGGUGAGGCGGCCGGAGGUGACGGAUCAAGUAGCGUCCAGGUUGAAGAACUGCACGGCGAUGCGGCCGAGCCAUUGGCGGUGACGGUGGUCGCUGUCGCUGCGCCUCAGGCUGACGCUGAAGGUUCACCGAGUACAGCAUGCCAAACUGUUAAAGGGAAGAAAUAAGGAUAGCCUAGCCCAUCGAUGUAUUUCUAUUACCAUUGUGUGUUUAGCUGGGAAAGGAAAAAAACGCAUAAAGAUGGGGCCAUUGAUGUUAUGAUUGCCAUUUUUCUGGGGAGGAAGAAGAAGAGCAAGAGUUCAGUUGUGGGGAAAUCUUAUUGAUACAGCACUUAACAUAACCGAGAUUAGUAGUACUUGUGAGCUGUUUUUCAUCUGGU